Messenger RNA from Puccinia triticina, 2451 nucleotides. RefSeq lists its product as uncharacterized. NCBI's taxonomy places the organism in Eukaryota, Fungi, Basidiomycota, Pucciniomycetes, Pucciniales, Pucciniaceae. Gene Ontology annotation, biological process: carbohydrate metabolic process; N-glycan processing. Gene Ontology annotation, molecular function: mannosyl-oligosaccharide 1,2-alpha-mannosidase activity; calcium ion binding. Gene Ontology annotation, cellular component: endoplasmic reticulum; Golgi membrane. The transcript has 13 exons. The record is from RefSeq and is a predicted model, not a curated record. Bases 1 to 2451 code for a protein of 816 amino acids.
AUGCCUUUGAAAUCUGGAAAAGAGCCCUAUAGUGUGCUUGGUGUCUACCCCGUCGCGGUCCGGUCCAGAUUCCGGAUAUUUUUAGCGCUCGCAUUCACCUCGGCACUAGGCUUAUACCUUUAUUCUUAUUCCCAUCGACCCAUUCCUCAUGAGUUGGCGCGCCAACCUGUUGGGGGCGUUAAGCAGUCCCUAAACUGGACUGAUGAUCUGAGUCAAGCAGACAGUCCGGUUUUGCCACAGACCGGUGCACCGAUAGCGGCAGAUGCCGUUGGGGCAGGCCUACCCGACUUGAUCAACACAUACACCCCUGAAGAACUGAUGAAUCUGCCUGUACUGCAUCACACUUUCGAAGAUCCAUUCGACCCGCGAAACGGGUUUAGACCACUCCGGGAUUCCCACUCCCCAUGGCUAGCAACUUCCCACAAUGGCGUUCUCCUGACCAACAAACUCAGCAGGAAUCGGUUCCCUCCCGCUAACUCGAUUGAUUCAUCCCGCGGAAGCUCGCCACCACCGAUACCGAUUUGGCCGUCGCAUAAACUCUUACGAGAGAAGGAAGAAUCACUCAAAGCUCCCAUUCCUAAACACUUGAUUGCCGGGUUGAAUACUAGCUAUGUCUGGGAGGGCAGAGAAAGGAUUAAAGAAGGGAAUGUACCAAAAAUACAGUGGCCAGGAUUCGAUAAACCGCAUUGGGAGACGGAUUCGGAUCGGAUUAACCGCUUGGAGCGUCAGGGAUGGGUCAGACGUGGAUUUCAACACGUCUGGGAGGGUUACAAAGCCAGGGCAUGGGGACAUGAUGAAUUAAGACCAGUAUCAGGAUGGUUUGAAGAUCCAUUCGGCGGCUGGGGUGCCACACUUGUUGAUUGUCUUGAUACCCUUCUUAUAAUGAACUUGACACUAGAAUACAACUAUGCAAGAACUCAUGUCAAGGCUAUUGAUUGGGGGCAAAUAGUUGGAGAGGUCAGGGGUUUAGGUUACUCUCUGUCAAACAAUCCCAAGGUAUCUCUCUUUGAGACUGUGAUCCGCUAUUUGGGUGGUCUUCUCUCUGCUUAUGACUUAUCAGGAGACAAGUUAAUGCUUGAAAGGGCAGAAGAACUGGCGGAGUGGCUUUUACCUGCAUUUGGGACAUCUUCUGGAGUGCCACAAACCCAAUAUGAAAUAGGCUCGAAUCCACUUGGGGGAAAUGUUGGAAGGGUUGUUACUUCAGACAUUGGAUCAUUGACAUUGGAAUUCACAAGAUUAAGCCAGCUGACAUCAAAAGGGUUUUACUUUGAUGUGGCACAUAAGAUAAUUGAUAUAUUGGAUAGUGAACAAUGGCUCUCUCCCAGCCGGCUGGGUACAUUGUUUCCCACAGUCAUUGAUCCUGACUCUGCAAGUAUGGUGGACGCAAAUUACACAUUUGGCGCAAUGGUUGAUAGUUACUAUGAAUAUUUAAUAAAGCAGCAUCAGUUAUUACGCGGAACACACUCGCAGUAUAGCAGGAUGUACACUUCUGCAUUGAAUUCUGCUCGCACGUACCUUAUAAAAACCUACGAAAUUGAGUCAGCUGGAGGCAAAAAUCUUACUGUCAUUGGUGAUUCUCAGUCGGGAAAUUUCAGGCCUUCCCUAGACCAUCUUACCUGCUUUGCUGGUGCAACAAUUGGGCUAGGAGCUCAGCUUUUGCACAAAAAGGAAGACCUCAAUCUGGCCAUGAGACACACAGAUGCCUGCGUCUGGGCGUAUGAAUCAACCAAAACUGGAGUUGGCCCAGAUGAGAUCUUCCUUGUUGACAACAAUGAUCCCGCGCGAUGGCAACCAGUCCUCUACAAAGGCAAAAAUUUUCGCGAGUUGAAACCAGAACCAGUGCAGGGUGCCACACUCCGCAAUCCUUCCUAUCUUGGCCGGCCAGAGACAAUUGAGCAAGACAAAUUUUCCUCCAAACUACUCAAGUUCUAUAGCUUCCAGAUGAAUUUCAAUGCUAAAACUCUUAAAUUUUUUUACAGGUCGGUAUACUACAUGUGGCGGAUUACUGGGGACCAACAAUGGCAAGACAGGGGAUGGAGGAUGUUUACCAGCUGGAUGGAAGCCUGCGUGACUGAGUUUGGUUUUGCAAACUUGGAAGAUGUCAAUGCUUGGCCACCCAUGAGGUUUGAUAGACAACAAAGUUUUGUUUUAGCUGAGACAUUCAAAUACUACUAUCUUCUAUUUUCUGAUCCGGACUUGGUGUCAUUGGAUGAUUACGUAUUCAACACUGAGGCACACCCCUUACGAAUUGACAUCCCUGAAAAGCCUUUGAAGACAUAUUGGAACAAAUCAGAUGAAUCCCUUGACAACAUAUUUGAUCCACCAGGGCUAGAAAAGGGCAAGCACGGAUAUGGGACAUUUCUUCAACAAUGGGCUCAGGUUGAUUUAGCUAAGCUCAGUCAAGAAGAGCAUCAGGUGUACAACAGAGUUAUGGGUAUAGAAAGAACCUAA